This is a messenger RNA of Xenopus laevis (African clawed frog), 2319 nucleotides long. RefSeq names its product cysteine-rich protein 2 (gene crip2.L). NCBI's taxonomy places the organism in Eukaryota, Metazoa, Chordata, Amphibia, Anura, Pipidae. The record is from RefSeq and is a predicted model, not a curated record. Bases 240 to 899 code for a protein of 219 amino acids. The transcript is spliced from 9 exons.
GUUGGUGAGGAUGCAGGGGGAGGGCUGCUCUUACUAUGCCUCCUUCUCCGUAUUUUUGCUCUGAUGUCCAAUGGGAGGGCUGGCAGUGCAGAGUAGGCUGAAAUUGUAGGCUAGGGGUGUGCCUGGACCAGCUUGUUACUAACACACAGGAGACUUGUCUACAGAACGUGGGAGAAAGAGGGGACAGCAGCACCAACACUCAAUCACUCACAGGGACACAAAGAGCCUUUUCUGCCAGUAUGGCUUCCAAGUGCCCCAAGUGUGACAAGACUGUGUAUUUCGCCGAAAAAGUCACCUCACUGGGGAAGGACUGGCAUAAAUUUUGUCUGAAGUGUGAGCGUUGUAAUAAGACCCUUAAUCCAGGCGGCCAUGCUGAGCAUGAUGGGAAACCCUACUGCCACAAGCCAUGUUACGCCGCUUUAUAUGGACCUAAAGGAGUUAAUAUUGGAGGAGCAGGAUCUUACAUCUAUGAUAGAAAACCAAGUGAAGACAAACCCACUUCUCCUACUGAGGUGCAGCCAAAGCCAGAAGAGAGGAAAGUUAGUGGCCCUGCACCCAUCAGGAGUCUCAGCAAAGGCGCACAGGGGUCCCCACCUGCUGUCAUAACUGCUUCCAGCAUUACAACCUUCACUGGAGAACCCAACUUGUGCCCUCGCUGUGGAAAGAAAGUAUAUUUCGCUGAGAAAGUAACUUCCCUUGGUAAAGACUGGCAUCGGCCUUGCCUACGGUGUGAACGCUGCUCAAAGACCCUUACUCCUGGAAGUCAUGCUGAGCAUGAUGGACAACCCUACUGCCACAAGCCUUGCUAUGGUAUCCUUUUUGGACCAAAAGGGGUAAACACAGGUGGUGUGGGAAGCUAUAUCUACGACAAAGAGCCGGUUAACAAGGCUCAACCAUAAAAGAGAACACACACCUCCUGCAGCUUUUGGACCUUUCUUCUCGUUGCUUACGGCCUCCUCGUUAUUUGUAGACCUUACUUAACUGUCAUUUAGAGAUAUACUGUAGAUAAGCUACCUUGUUGCAGUCUGAACAAGUUACUUAUGAUGUCGGUGGAUCUUAGGAAAGCUACUGUGUUUGGAAUUAGGGGUUAGAUUAUCCUGUACCUACCAUUAAAGCCCUAGGUUUGGGUUGUCACACUUACAGGUCACCAGCUUCUGUAGAUCUGAAGUACCAUUCACAUGAAGUCGAUGCUUGUAUGGGGAUGUGGGAUCUUGAAUUCAGUGCUGGUGGGAGCUGCACUAUGACAACCCUUGCCCAGUUUGUAGCUGUAUGAAUGCAAAUUCACAUCACUCUUCAUUCACAUAUGCAUGUCUGUUCAUCUCACAAGUGAAAGUAAAUUGCAGCAGAGGAAGACCUUAAGCAAGCUUCUCCAAGCCCUUCUCUUUUAAACAACAACAACACCCACAACUUGAGUACAGGCCAAUGUCUCAUUAACUGGAUAAAUGGCCAGUCCCUGGCUGUGUUUCAUAGAAACAACUUUCCGAGCUUGUGCUUAAUAAAGAUUGGUCUGCUUUUGCUUCCUGCCAAAGAAAAAUUUAGAUGGGCUAAACUCAGAAGUUAUUGUAAGUGGAGCAACCACUGCUGCAGAUGAUUAUUAUAGAAAAAUGAUAGCUAAAGCGGGCUGCUCCCAAAUAAUUAAGCACAUUUAUGAACAUGGCAAGAUCCAUAAAAUAUGGCUACACUGAAGUUGCUUUAAUUGCAAGUGUUAGUUCAUUAGCUGUAGGAGUACGAACUUGUUGAACUCUUUACUUCCAGCUUUCUGUACAGAAAGAAGAAAGGCUGAUGGGUUCUCACCAGCUUUUUGCAACCAACAUACAAAAUUCUAGAUACUUUAGCGAAGGCCUAUGGAUACAUUGCAUACAUUUGAAUACAUAAAGGCGCAUUAUGAAAAACUUUGGGUGUAUGAUUCUAAACUGACCUUUGAAGCUGUUGGUCUUUUGUCUAAGACCUGUAAGUUCCUUCUCCUGGACAGAAUUUGCAGCAAGAAAAGAUAAUCUCAAACUCACAUGUACCCUAUGGUACAUUCCAUUAGUCUGUAUUCAAUGCCACUAAUAUUAUUAGCAGAUAUAUGUAUAUAUAUAUGUACAGUAUGCUGGUUCAACUUUUUUUAAGGGAAUCCACAGAACAAGAAUGGGUUUUAUUUACAAUUUUCCCCAUAGAUUGUGUUGGGACUUUGAAGUAUUCUUCUAUAAAAAUGCUCAUAGUUCAUGGGUUCUUCAAUGUGUUGCUAGAGUUCCCAACAAACCACUGUUCACUUUUUAUGACUUGUUAAGGUAAUAGAAUUCUCCAAGAUGUUGAAACAUUGCGUUGAAACAGGAA